GUUGAGGAGGCGGGGUUUAGUAACGGGGGGAGUGUGUGUGUGUUUAUGAGAGUGGCGGCUCUCUCGCGCUCUCAAAUACAUCGGCGGCAGGCGGCAGUGAGCGGUGGAGAGCGAAAGUGACUCGCGCUGAAGGAAGGAAGGAAGGAAGACAGUAAUCUGCAGACGCCGAACGGAGAUACGCGCGCUCACACCAAACGGACACUGUGUUGGGCGACGGACAGUUGAGGCUGUAUAAGAAACUUAUACUUUAGACCAAUCCAGACUUGCGCGUGUAAAAAUCGACCAAGCGAACGCAAAUGGCUGACUCUGGGGCAAACAGCAACAGCGACGGGGAGGACAGCGGACCCCGUGAGCCCAUGCGGGGCUUUGCGCGCCAAGGCGCCCUUCGACAGAAGAAUGUGCACGAGGUGAAGGACCACAAGUUCAUCGCGCGCUUCUUCAAACAGCCCACCUUCUGCAGCCACUGCACGGACUUCAUCUGGGGUUUUGGCAAGCAGGGGUUCCAGUGUCAAGUGUGUUGUUUCGUGGUACAUAAGCGCUGCCAUGAGUUUGUCACCUUCCAGUGUCCAGGAGCCGACAAGGGUCCUGAUUCAGAUGACCCGAGGAGUAAACACAAAUUCAGGAUCCAUACGUACUCCAGCCCGACCUUCUGUGAUCACUGUGGAUCCCUGUUGUACGGUCUCAUCCACCAGGGCAUGAGAUGUGAUCAUUGUAUGAUGAACAUCCACAAGCGCUGUGUGGCCAACGUUCCCAGUCUGUGUGGGACGGACCACACAGAGAGACGAGGACGAAUCCACAUCACCGCAGAAAUCAAGGACAACAAACUCACCGUCACCAUCCAUGAAGCUUGCAAUCUAGUGCCCAUGGAUCCCAAUGGUCUCUCUGACCCCUAUGUGAAGCUCAAACUCAUCCCUGACCCAAAGAGUGACACCAAGCAGAAGACCAAGACCAUCAAGUGUAACCUGAACCCUACCUGGGAUGAAACCUUCAAAUUUUCUCUGAAGGACUCAGAUAAGGACCGUCGUCUGUCUGUGGAGAUCUGGGACUGGGAUUUGACCAGCCGGAACGACUUCAUGGGAGCGCUGUCCUUCGGCAUCUCAGAACUCCAGAAACAAGGAGUGGAUGGAUGGUUUAAGCUGUUGUCCCAGGAGGAAGGGGAGUACUUCAACGUCCCUGUUCCCCCUGAGGGAGAGGAGGGCAAUGAAGAGCUACGACAGAAGUUUGAGAGGGCUAAGAUUGGUCCGAGCACCAGGAACAGGGAGGCAUCUGCCUCUGCAGCCAAGUUUGACUCCAAUGGCAACCGAGACCGCAUGAAGCUGUCGGACUUCAACUUCCUCAUGGUGCUAGGAAAGGGCAGCUUCGGCAAGGUGAUGUUAGCAGAAUAUAAGGGCAGAGAUGAGCUGUAUGCCAUUAAGAUCCUGAAGAAGGACGUGGUGAUCCAGGACGAUGAUGUGGAGUGCACCAUGGUGGAGAAGAGGGUCCUGGCCCUCCAAGGGAAACCUCCCUUCCUCACUCAGCUACACUCCUGCUUCCAGACCAUGGACCGGUUGUAUUUUGUAAUGGAGUAUAUCAAUGGAGGAGACCUCAUGUAUCAGAUCCAACAGGUUGGCAAGUUCAAGGAGCCACACGCUGUGUUCUAUGCAGCUGAGAUUGCAACUGGAUUGUUCUUCCUUCAUCUGAAAGGAAUUAUCUACAGGGACCUGAAGCUGGACAACGUAAUGUUGGAUGCAGAGGGCCACAUUAAGAUAGCUGACUUCGGGAUGUGUAAAGAGAACAUGCUGGAUGGAGUCACAACAAAGACGUUCUGCGGGACCCCAGACUACAUCGCCCCGGAGAUCAUAGCAUACCAGCCCUAUGGGAAAUCUGUGGACUGGUGGGCCUUUGGAGUUCUGCUCUACGAGAUGCUAGCUGGACAGCCUCCAUUUGAUGGUGAAGAUGAGGAUGAGUUGUUCCAGUCCAUCAUGGAGCAUCACGUCUCCUACCCCAAGGCGAUGUCCAAGGAGGCAGUCGCCAUCUGUAAAGGGCUGAUGACGAAGCACCCAGGCAAGCGUUUGGGCUGUGGUCCAGAGGGGGAGCGAGACAUCAGGGAGCACGGGUUCUUCCGCUACAUGGACUGGGACAAACUGGAGAACAAGGAGGUCCAGCCGCCAUUCAAACCCAAAGCUAAGAACAGCCGGGACACAUGUAACUUUGAUAAGGAGUUCACUAAGAUGCCUGUGGAUCUGACUCCGACAGAUAAGCUGUUUAUCAUGAACCUGGACCAGGACGAGUUCCUGGGUUUCAGCUACACCAACCCUGAAUACCCCUGUGUUUCUGAAAGGGAAGAGGAGAAGGAGGCUGCCCCGAGCUAAGACAGUAAAACACAGACCUGAGCACACACUCACCUGAAGACACACACACACACACCGGAACACACUUAUCUUGACAGACACAAUUCCUGAACAAUUUCUGAGGGGGGGGAGAGAAGGAGGCUACCCCUAGCUAAAAACACAGACCUGAGCGCACAUCCACCUGAAGACACACACACACACACACCUGAAGACACACACACGCACCCACCUGAAGACACACACACACACACCUGAAG
This is a messenger RNA of Esox lucius (northern pike), 2587 nucleotides long. RefSeq names its product protein kinase C, beta b (gene prkcbb). Gene Ontology annotation, biological process: protein phosphorylation. Gene Ontology annotation, molecular function: zinc ion binding; ATP binding; diacylglycerol-dependent serine/threonine kinase activity. Bases 297 to 2351 code for a protein of 684 amino acids. Lineage: Eukaryota; Metazoa; Chordata; Actinopteri; Esociformes; Esocidae. The transcript is spliced from 17 exons. The record is from RefSeq and is a predicted model, not a curated record.